This is a messenger RNA of Choloepus didactylus (southern two-toed sloth), 5315 nucleotides long. It is a transcript of the gene GEN1, whose product is annotated as GEN1 Holliday junction 5' flap endonuclease. The record is from RefSeq and is a predicted model, not a curated record. Gene Ontology annotation, molecular function: four-way junction DNA binding; 5'-flap endonuclease activity. Bases 238 to 2967 code for a protein of 909 amino acids. Lineage: Eukaryota; Metazoa; Chordata; Mammalia; Pilosa; Megalonychidae. The transcript is spliced from 14 exons.
UUCCUGCAUCCUGCCGGGUCGGUUGCGAGGUCUCCGGCGCCGGCUUUGCUCCGGAGAGGAAGAGUGUUUUUUUGUUUUUGUUUUUUUCAGCAGAGGAGAAAAUUCCGAAACGUGGGGGAAACAAUAGUUCGGAUUGAAGCGAGACGGGUAAACGACGACAGGGAUUGUUCCAAACAGGAGGCGGCGGCGUCAGUCUUUUUGAAAGUGUGUUUCAGAUAACAGCAACUAAUCACCAGAAUGGGAGUGAAUGACUUGUGGCAGAUUUUGGAGCCUGUUAAGGAACACCUCUCCUUGCACAGUCUCGCUGGGCAGACCCUCGCAGUCGACCUGAGCCUCUGGGUGUGUGAGGCCCAGACAGUCAAAAGAAUGAUGGGAACAGUCACGAAGCCCCACCUCAGGAACUUGUUUUUUCGUGUCUCAUUUUUAACAUUAAUGGAUGUAAAACUGGUGUUUGUUAUGGAAGGGGAGCCCCCGAAGCUGAAAGCUGAUGUCAUAAACAAGAGGAAUCAGAUUCGGUAUGGACCUUCUGGGAAAACAUGGUCUCAGAAAACAGGGAGAUCACAUUUUAAAUCAGUCUUAAGAGAGUGCCUCGAUAUGCUGGAAUGCUUAGGAGUUCCAUGGGUUCAGGCUGCCGGGGAGGCGGAAGCCAUGUGCGCGUACCUCAGUGCCAGUGGCUGUGUGGAUGGCUGCCUCACCAAUGACGGGGAUGCCUUCCUCUACGGGGCACAGACUGUGUACAGGAAUUUCACUAUGAAUACAAAGGAUCCGCAUGUUGAUUGUUACACGAUGUCGGCUAUUGAGAGUAAACUGGGCUUGAAUAGAGAUGCUCUGGUUGGGCUAGCAAUUCUCCUUGGCUGUGAUUAUCUUCCAAAGGGAGUCCCUGGAGUUGGAAAAGAGCAGGCGUUAAAACUCAUACAGAUUUUGAAAGGGCAAAGUUUACUUCAGAGGUUUAAUGAGUGGAAUGAAAAAUCUUGUUACUCUGAUCCACAGCUACUAGUUGGUAAAAAACUGGCUUAUUGCUCUGUGUGUGCCCAUCCAGGUUCAACUAAGGAUCAUGAGCGUAAUGGAUGUAAAUUAUGUGGAAGCGAUAGCUGUUGCGUGCCACGUGAUGGGGAGUCCUGCUGUCCCAGCGAGUGGUGCUGCACAGAGAGUGACAGGCAACUGAGUGCAGUAGAGAACAGUGUUAAGAAAAAAGCUUGCAGUUGUGAAGGCUUCCCAUUCCACGAGGUUAUGGAAGAAUUUCUUUUGAACAGAGAUAAAUUGGUGAAGGUAAUCAGGUAUCAAAGACCUGAUAUAUUAUUGUUUCAGAGAUUUACCCUGGAAAAAAUGGAGUGGCCCAAUCACUAUGCAUGUGAAAAAUUGUUGGUGCUUUUGACCCACUAUGACAUGAUAGAAAGAAAACUUGGUAGAAGGAACUCGAAUCAACUACAGCCAAUUCGAAUUGUUAAGACCCGAGUCAGAAACGGAGUUCAUUGCUUUGAAAUAGAAUGGGAAAAGCCUGAACAUUAUGCCACAGAAGAUAAACAGCAUGGAGAGUUGGCUGUACAAACAAUAGAAGCAGCAGCAUUGUUUGAAGCGGCCUAUCCUGAGAUUGUUGCUAGUUACCAAAAACAAAAGUUAGAAAAUAAAGGGAAGAAACAGAAAAGUAUGAAAAUUAAGCUUAAAGAAAACUAUGUGCCUAAAGAAUCAGAUGAUGUAAUGAGUAUUCAGUCACACAUGACUUUAAAACCCACAGGUGAAUUCUUUCCUAAGCAGAAUUACAAGUUAAAUUUGAAAAUUUCUCCUGAUUCUAGAUUGCCCCAGGAAUCUAUUUCUGAGUCAAUGAAUAGCUUGCUUUUGUCUGAAGAUGCUUCCUGUUUGGAUACACAUGAAGUAUUAGUGUCUUCUCCAAGCCCUUUGGCUGUACAUCAAAUUAAAACUGUCAGUAAGUCUAUAAUUUCAGAAUCUAGUCAUCCCAACAUUUCAUUUCAUAAUGUAUCUGUGGUUACUGAUCUACAUUUGAGCACCAUUGACUGGGAAGGUACUUCUUUCAGUAAUUCUCCAGCUAUUCAAGGGAAUACUUUCUCUUAUCAGUCAAAGUCAGAACUUAAAACAGCUGUCACCAAUAGCUCUGAAAAUAUGCCAGAACAAUUGUCAUUUGCAUCAGAGUGGUGUGCCACACACAUCAAUAAAGUGUUAGAUGGGAAUCUUCAAAAGGCUAGUGUUGAAGAGCAUCUACUUUCCAGCAUUACUGAUUCACAUCUUCAGAAUUUGCCUUUAAAGGAACGAAUACGUAUAAAAGCAUCAUAUACUCUGGAAAAUGUUCAACCAGAUGUUGACCUGAGAACUUCGUCCCUAUGUGAGAUGAAAGAACCUUGUAUUGUUGACGGCAUUUCUGCAUGUCCACCACACCUUUCAAAGGAUCUUCCAGGAAUUCAUUUGCAAAAUGAAUCCAGAAACUCGAAAGUUCUAAAAGGAGACCAGCUAUUUCAAGAAAACUGUAAAAUGAAUACUUCUAUACCUCAUUCUGUCAGUAACUCAGUAGUAAAGACCUCCAGUGUUAGACUUGGUCCAUCAAAUACUUUAAAUCAUGGCAGAAAAGUUGAUGUCCAAACCACUCGGAGAAUUGCAAUGAAGAAGACCGUUUGCCUUGACAGACAUUCCUCUGAUGAAGAAAGUGUCCCAGUAUUUGGGAAAGCUAAGUCCACAACUGAAAAAGUAAAGCAAUGUUCUCAGAAGUAUAACCCAUUCCAAUUCAAGAAAAGUAACACUAGCAAAUUGAGUAACCCUAAGAUACAUGUUAAAGAAAGUGAGCCGUGUGUCCAGGCUUAUAAAAUAGCUGGAAAUGAAAAAAAGUGUUCCCUAGAUCCAGCACAAAGUUCUCUGAAUUUUCUGCAGAGUCAUAAAGAAAAAGAUGACUCUGGUACUUCUUUGGAUAGUCCUCUUCCUCUAUGUCAGAGAUUAAAACUAAGGUUCCAAAGCACUUGAAAUUAAAUUUAAAAUAUUUAAGAAUAAUUUAUUUUCCUAGUACUGUCAGCAUUAGCAAUGUUUGGUAGAAAAGCGUAAUGUGGUUCUAUAUGUCAAGAAACACUUUUGCCAUUUUAACCAAAAUUGUAAUAAAAACUGUUGCUUAAAACCUCAGUUUUAAAAUAUUAUCCUCUGUGGUGAAAAACUUCAGAUAAUGUAUUUUUACCACACACACUUUUACCGUUUUUUAUAGCCUCAAUGGUUAGUCUUUGGUUGUAGCUUUAAAUGUUACCAUGGUACUAGCCAGUAAAUAUUUCAUAUUUGUGUUCAUUUUUACUCAUUCCUUCCAGAAGCCUGUAGUAUUUAUUUAUACUUUGGCUUGUUCAUCUAUUAAUGCUUUUCCUGAGAGUUCUGUUUUCUCCCAGUGUGCAAAUACCUUUAGUGUCCUCUUCCAGAUUUAGUAUCCUUAUUCUCCUUUGUGAAGGGCAAAAGUGGAAAAGGAAAGAGGGUGAACAAUGUGUGUAGUAAAAAUCAUGGUUUUCAAGGCAGAAAAAACUGAGAAAAGCUACUCCUUAGAUAUCCCCACAAGUUCAUGGAGUAUGAAAUGGAAAAAUAUUUGGAAAAUAGAACUUGAAAUUGUGAGAGGAUUAGAAACUUCCUUAAGAGUCACAUACAGCUAGGUCACAGUGAUGUGGGAACUAGAACCCAGUUUUUUGCUUUCUUUUUCUUCUCUAUCACUUUUUUCUUUCCCUAACUUUUGUUCAUAAAAAGUGAAUCUAUAUAUGAUGUAUUGACUUUAUAAUCCUUCCAAGUAUUCAGUUGAAAUUAAAUGCUUAAUUUAAUUAGCAUUCCAGAAACUCUAGAGGCAUCCAGAUUAGAAAGGAAAAAAUAAAACUGUCUCUAUUUCAGAUGAUACAGUCCUAUACAUAGAACACCAUCAGGAAUCCACUAAAAGAAGAAUCGAAUAAGUACAGCAAGGUUGCAGAACACAAGAUCAAUAUAUGUAGAAAUCAGUUAUGUUUUAUGCAUCUGCAAUGAAUCCCAAAAUGAAAUUAAAACAGUAUCAUUUACAACAGGAUCAAAAGGAACAGAAUGUGUGGGAAUGAAUUUAACAGAAGUAUAAAACAUACACUCUGAAAACUACAAAAUAUUGUUGAAAGAAUGACUAAAUAAAUGGUAAGACGUCCCAUGUUCCAUGUUGGAAGACUUACUAUUGUCAGGAUGGCAGUGCUCUCCCUAGAUUCAGUGCAGUCCCUAUCAAAAUGCCAGCUGGCUUCUUCGCAGAAAUUGACAAGAUGAAUCUAGAAUUCAUAUGGAAUUUUAAGGGACCCAGAUUAGCCAAAACAAUCUUGAAAAGAAAAAUUGAAGGACUCACCCACCCUGAUUUCAAAACUUAUACUACAGGGCUACAGUAAUGAAAACUGUACUGACAUAAGGAUAGACAUGUAGUGUUAAUGGACUAGAAUUGAGAGUCCAGAAAUAAGCCCUUACCUUUAUGGUCAACUGAUUUUCAACAAGGGUGCUAAGACAGUUCAAUGGGGAAAAAAAUAGUCUUUCAACAAAUGGUGCUGAGACAACAGAAUAUUCACGUGCUAAAGAAAUAAGUUUGAACACUGUCUCACACUAUAUACAAAAAUCAACUCAAAAUGGAUCAAAAACAUGGUUGUAAGCACCAAAUCUAUAAAACUCUUAGAAGAAAACAUAGGCAUAAAUCUUCAUGAACUUGGAAUAUGCCAAGGAUUUCUUAAAUAUGAUACCAAAAGCUGUACAAGGUACAGGAAAAAAUAAAUGUGACUUCAUCAAAAUUCAAAGCUUUGUGCAGAAUCAUCGAGAAGGUGAAAAUACAGUUCACAGAAUGGGAAAAAGAGAACAUUUGCUAAUCACAUGUAAGAAUUUGUAUCUAGAACACAUGAAGAACUCUUACAGCUCAAUAAAGACAAUGACUUAAAAAUGGGCAAAGGAUCUGAAUAGAUAUUUUUCUAAGAAAUAUGUAUAAAUGUCAAGCACAUGAAAAAAAUUCUCAAUAUCAUUAACCAUUAGGGAAAUGUAAAUCAAAACCAUGAUGACCUACCACUUCACACCCAUUAGGAUGGUUAUAAUAAAGGACAGCUAAGUGGUGGAGAGGAUUUGAAGAAAUUGGAGGAACCCUAUCCCUGCUUAUUCGUGUUAGUAGGAAUGUAAAAUGGGGCAUCCACUGUGGAAAAAAAUCUGGUAAUUCCACAGAUUAGUAGACAUAGAGUUACCAUAUGACCCAUCAGUUCCUGUCCUGGGUAUACAAACAAGAGAAAUGGAAAAAAAAUGACCACACAAAAGCUUGUGCACAAAUGUCUGUCAUCUGAUGAAUGAAUAAACAAAAUGUUGUAUAUCCA